This is a messenger RNA of Mandrillus leucophaeus (drill), 4289 nucleotides long. It is a transcript of the gene KCNH7, whose product is annotated as potassium channel, voltage gated eag related subfamily H, member 7. Gene Ontology annotation, molecular function: inward rectifier potassium channel activity. Gene Ontology annotation, cellular component: membrane. The transcript is spliced from 16 exons. Gene Ontology annotation, biological process: membrane repolarization during action potential; potassium ion transmembrane transport. The coding region runs from base 280 to 3867 and encodes 1195 amino acids. The record is from RefSeq and is a predicted model, not a curated record. NCBI's taxonomy places the organism in Eukaryota, Metazoa, Chordata, Mammalia, Primates, Cercopithecidae.
CUCCCCUCACCCCGCCUCCUUUCCGUUCCCCACCCCCAAACCCUCUCACCCGCGGCAGUCCGGUGCGAGGCCCCUCCGGAAGGUGAGGGGAAUGGAUUGGACUCCGGUGGGGAAAGCGGGUGUCUAGAAGUGGUGCUAAUGGGAAGAGAAUUCUGGUUUCAAAAGAGGAUGCUCUGCCACAAAGAGCGGCUCGCGCGCUGGCCUGGGCUCUAGCCGAGGAGAGAUCCCGGGAGAACUCCAGAGCUCCGGGGGAGCGCUCCUCGGAAGACUGGGGCCAACAUGCCUGUGCGCAGGGGGCAUGUGGCACCACAAAAUACAUUUCUGGGGACCAUCAUUCGGAAAUUUGAAGGGCAAAAUAAAAAAUUUAUCAUUGCAAAUGCCAGAGUGCAGAACUGUGCCAUCAUUUAUUGCAACGAUGGGUUCUGUGAGAUGACUGGCUUCUCCAGGCCAGAUGUCAUGCAAAAGCCAUGCACCUGCGACUUUCUCCAUGGACCCGAGACCAAGAGGCAUGAUAUUGCCCAAAUUGCCCAGGCAUUGCUGGGAUCAGAAGAGAGGAAAGUGGAGGUCACCUACUAUCACAAAAAUGGGUCCACUUUUAUUUGUAACACUCACAUAAUUCCAGUGAAAAACCAAGAGGGCGUGGCUAUGAUGUUCAUCAUUAAUUUUGAAUAUGUGACGGAUGAAAAUGCUGCCACCCCAGAGAGGGUAAACCCAAUAUUACCAAUCAAAACUGUAAACCGGAAAUUUUUCGGGUUCAAGUUCCCUGGUCUGCGAGUUCUCACUUACAGAAAGCAGUCCUUACCACAAGAAGACCCCGAUGUGGUAGUCAUCGAUUCAUCUAAACACAGCGAUGAUUCGGUAGCCAUGAAGCACUUUAAGUCUCCUACAAAAGAAAGCUGCAGCCCUUCUGAAGCAGAUGACACAAAAGCUUUGAUACAGCCCAGCAAAUGUUCUCCCUUGGUGAAUAUAUCCGGACCUCUUGACCAUUCCUCUCCCAAAAGACAAUGGGACCGACUCUACCCUGAUAUGCUGCAGUCAAGUUCCCAGCUGUCCCAUUCCAGAUCAAGGGAAAGCUUAUGUAGUAUACGGAGAGCAUCUUCAGUUCAUGAUAUAGAAGGAUUCAGCGUCCAUCCCAAGAACAUAUUUAGAGACCGACAUGCCAGCGAAGACAAUGGUCGCAAUGUCAAAGGGCCUUUUAAUCAUAUCAAGUCAAGCCUCCUGGGAUCCACAUCAGAUUCAAACCUCAACAAAUACAGCACCAUUAACAAGAUUCCACAGCUCACUCUGAAUUUUUCAGAGGUCAAAACUGAGAAAAAGAAUUCAUCUCCUCCUUCUUCAGACAAAACCAUUAUUGCACCCAAGGUUAAAGAUCGAACGCACAAUGUGACAGAGAAAGUGACCCAGGUUCUCUCUUUAGGAGCAGAUGUCCUACCUGAAUACAAACUGCAGACGCCACGCAUCAACAAGUUUACAAUAUUGCACUACAGCCCUUUCAAGGCAGUCUGGGACUGGCUUAUCCUGCUGUUGGUCAUAUACACUGCUAUAUUUACUCCAUACUCUGCAGCCUUCCUCCUCAAUGACAGAGAAGAACAGAAAAGACGAGAAUGUGGCUAUUCUUGUAGCCCUUUGAAUGUGGUAGACUUGAUUGUGGAUAUUAUGUUUAUCAUAGAUAUUUUAAUAAACUUCAGAACAACAUAUGUAAAUCAGAAUGAAGAAGUGGUAAGUGAUCCCGCCAAAAUAGCAAUACACUACUUCAAAGGCUGGUUCCUGAUUGACAUGGUUGCAGCAAUUCCUUUUGACUUGCUGAUUUUUGGAUCGGGUUCUGAUGAGACAACAACAUUAAUUGGUCUUCUGAAGACUGCCCGGCUCCUCCGUCUUGUGCGCGUGGCCAGGAAACUGGAUCGAUAUUCAGAAUACGGCGCUGCUGUUCUAAUGCUCUUAAUGUGCAUCUUUGCCCUGAUUGCUCACUGGCUGGCUUGCAUUUGGUAUGCGAUUGGGAAUGUAGAAAGGCCUUAUCUGACUGACAAAAUCGGAUGGUUGGAUUCCUUAGGACAACAAAUUGGGAAACGUUACAAUGACAGUGACUCAAGUUCUGGACCAUCCAUUAAAGACAAAUACGUCACAGCACUUUAUUUUACCUUCAGCAGUUUAACCAGUGUAGGAUUCGGGAAUGUGUCUCCUAACACGAAUUCGGAGAAAAUCUUUUCAAUUUGUGUCAUGUUGAUUGGCUCACUAAUGUAUGCAAGCAUUUUUGGGAAUGUAUCUGCAAUUAUCCAAAGACUAUACUCGGGAACUGCCAGGUACCACAUGCAGAUGCUGCGAGUAAAAGAAUUCAUUCGCUUUCAUCAAAUCCCCAACCCUCUGAGGCAACGUCUUGAAGAAUAUUUCCAGCAUGCAUGGACUUACACCAAUGGCAUUGACAUGAACAUGGUCCUAAAGGGCUUCCCAGAAUGCUUACAAGCAGACAUUUGUCUACAUCUCAACCAGACCUUGCUGCAAAACUGCAAAGCCUUUCGGGGGGCAAGUAAAGGUUGCCUUAGAGCUUUGGCAAUGAAGUUCAAGACCACCCAUGCACCUCCAGGAGACACCCUCGUUCACUGUGGGGACGUCCUCACUGCACUUUAUUUCUUAUCCAGAGGCUCCAUUGAAAUUCUCAAAGAUGACAUUGUGGUGGCUAUUCUGGGAAAAAAUGAUAUAUUUGGAGAAAUGGUUCAUCUUUAUGCUAAACCUGGAAAGUCUAAUGCAGAUGUAAGAGCACUCACAUACUGUGACUUGCAUAAGAUUCAGCGAGAAGACUUGUUAGAGGUUUUGGAUAUGUAUCCUGAGUUUUCCGAUCACUUUCUAACAAACCUAGAGUUGACUUUCAACCUAAGGCAUGAGAGUGCAAAGGCUGAUCUCCUACGAUCACAAUCCAUGAAUGAUUCGGAAGGAGACAACUGUAAACUACGAAGAAGAAAAUUGUCAUUUGAAAGUGAAGGAGAGAAAGAAAACAGUACAAAUGAUCCUGAAGACUCUGCAGAUACCAUAAGACAUUAUCAGAGUUCCAGGAGACACUUUGAAGAGAAAAAAAGCAGAUCGUCAUCUUUCAUCUCCUCCAUUGAUGAUGAACAAAAGCCGCUCUUCUCAGGAAUAGUAGAUUCUUCACCAGGAAUAGGGAAAGCAUCUGGGCUCGAUUUUGAAGAAACAGUGCCCACCUCAGGAAGAAUGCACAUAGAUAAAAGAAGUCACUCUUGCAAAGACAUCACUGACAUGCGAAGCUGGGAACGAGAAAAUGCACAUCCCCAGCCUGAAGACUCCAGUCCAUCCGCACUUCAGCGAGCUGCCUGGGGUAUCUCUGAAACCGAAAGUGACCUCACCUACGGGGAAGUGGAACAAAGAUUAGAUCUGCUCCAGGAACAACUUAACAGGCUUGAAUCCCAAAUGACCACUGACAUCCAGACCAUCCUACAGUUGCUGCAGAAACAAACCACUGUGGUCCCCCCAGCCUACAGUAUGGUAACAGCAGGAGCAGAAUAUCAGAGACCCAUCAUCCGGCUGAUGAGAACCAGUCAACCGGCAGCAUCCAUCAAAACUGACCGAAGUUUCAGCCCUUCCUCACAAUGUCCUGAAUUUCUAGACCUUGAAAAAUCUAAACUUAAAUCCAAAGAAUCCCUUUCAAGUGGGGUGCAUCUGAACACAGCUUCAGAAGACAACUUGACUUCACUUUUAAAACAAGACAGUGAUCUGUCUUUAGAGCUUCACCUGCGGCAAAGAAAAACUUACCUUCAUCCAAUUAGGCAUCCUUCUUUGCCAGAUUCAUCCCUAAGCACUGUAGGAAUCUUGGGUCUUCAUAGGCAUGUUUCUGAUCCUGGUCUUCCAGGGAAAUAAUCAUUUUGUACUAUUUACUCCACAUACAAUGUAAGUGCUUUUAAUGGCUGUUUUCCUUUUUCUAUUUAAAUCCUCUCUACUUGACUCAGGGGCUAACAACGUACCAUUAUAUGCAAAAGUACUGUAUAUUUUCCUAAAUUGAAGCUUGUAAGGUAAAAUUGAGCAGUUAGGAUGUAAAUAUACGUAAGAACUUUUGGUUCCAAAUGUUAAAACUGCCAGCAUCUCACGGCACCUUAUUUUUUAUUUUUAUUUUUUAAAUCACAUGCAUGUUAGGAAACUCCAAUUUCUCUUGCAUGGAGACUCCUAUUAACUGCUUUUACUAAACCAGUACUUUGUUAUGAAAAUGCCUUCCAUGCAAAUAAGAAACCAAGGGAUAAAACUGUUCAUGGAUGCAACUCAGAUUCAGAUGAUCCUCAACUCAU